CCCCAAUGGCGGGGAAAUUGAUCUGAUAAACUAUCACGGACGUUCGUGUCCUUCAUUCAUCCGCUUAAAAAAAUAAGUCAGAACGACUGACCUCGUGCCAUGCAUCGUAAAAAGCAACAGAAAUGUCCCAACCCCCUUUUCUUGAAGUGUCUGGAGGAUUGGCGGGAUGAAGCGAAACAGAGGAACUCCAAGCUGCAGCACACGUACGCCAAGGUUAGACCACAAACAUAACGCAAAAGAUAACAGCAAAACACGUCGAUCUCCAGCGUAGAAAGCGGAAACAUACAUGGAACGGGAACCACGGGACCUCGUUUUGUUUUACAGAUUGGUUUUAUUUUUUUGAAUUUCCUACCUUUUAUAACAUCUCUUUCUCAAUUAAUUGAAGGCGGAGGUACAGUUUCUUUUUAUUCCUUAGACCAACAUAAUUAUAUGAAUCUUCCAACUGCACUGGUUUACUCAAUAACAUUGGCAUAACCUCUUUCAAUACAGCUUAUCCCUGAUUUACGUAACAAUCAUAAUAACUAUAAGGGUGUAACCAGCAUGUACUAGCACGAAAGUCAUUUCAACUUGCCAAAAUGAAAUUUCCCAAGCAGUUUAUAAUAAGUUAAUUAAAUAAUUAUUUGCCUUAUUAUGUAUUAUUAUGAGCUAUAACUUCGAUGAAACCGUUAAUUUAUGUUGGUAGUCGAAUUGAAUGGAGUGCAGUUUGGUUCAAUACCACUUCAUUACAUCCGUUUUAGUAAAUAGGAAUAGUAAAAACAAUUGUUAAUAUUUCUUUAUUUUUUUUGGAAAAAGAGAGAAGUUUUGGGGAAAAAUGUUGUUACGUUCUUUUAUGGAUUCUUUGUCUUUCUCUCUUUUUCCAGCAGUUUGGUUGGUUGUUUAGAAAAAGCCUUAAAAAUUUUAUUGGCUGUUUUGUUUUAGUGUUGCUUUCUUAUUGGCUAGGAAAAACAUAUGACUUAGAGAAAACUGGCAUGAUCCAUGAUUAAAUCAAACUUCUGAGAGCCUAUGAGAUCACAAAGAUCUUCAGUUAUUCCAAAAUAUAUGACAUAAAUGGUAAAACAUGAAAUAUCAACCUGCCUGGCUAUUAUUAACACAUUGGUACAACAAGUCAGUGUUUAUCUUAUGAUUAAAAAAAGUCCUUUGUCAUUAUUUCAUGAUUUAAAAAAAUUUGCCUCACACAUACCAGCAAUAUUUCCUCCAAUAAAUGUAAAUAGAUAAUUGUGUGUGUUAGACUUGAGGUAAUUCUACUAUGGUAAUAAUCCACUAUUAUAGCAAAAUGAAUUUAAGAUCACAUCACGGUUGGCUAUUAAGAAAAAUAUAUUUACAUGACUUUUGGCGUGUGGAUUAACUCUGCAGUUAAUCAAUCAAGAGGAUUAAUAUCUUUGUUGAAGAACUUUGUUUUUUUCUCAAGGCUGCUGCUGCUAUGAAGAAGUAUCCAUUACCUCUUAGCUGUGGAAAGGAGGCAAUGAUUCUUGAUAACAUAGGCAAGUUUUUUUUUAUUUAUUUGACAUUAAAUAACAUUGCUUCAAGUCAUUUCAUAGAAUAGAAAAACUUGUGCUAAGAAGGAGCAACCCUUGCGAACAGUGCUUUCCACAACUUGGGGAGGGAAAGGAGUAACUUCAACUAUAUGUUACAUGCAUGGGCAGUCAGCUGUCCAGCACACUUUCUCAAUUGAUGUAUUUUUGGAAACAGUUUGAGUUUACUGUCUCUGAGAACAAGCUUUAGAAUAGGAAACUUUUUUAUGAAUUGCUACCUUUAGAUGCCUACAUAGAACAAUUUUAUGAAGAUCUAAAUCAUGUAACUUUCAUGAAAAGCUUUCAAAAGUAUACCUUAUUACAAUCUAGUUAUUAUUAACUUUUGGGAAUCUAUUUCAGCAAUAAAAACUUUAAACUACUCUUUCUCUGGGUAUCAUGGUGGGUGAAUUUUGUAGAAAAGCACUGUUAUAAUGGAGACAACUUAGAAGUACUCUGCUGAAGAUCAGGAAUAAACUUCUUUUGAAUACAACAAGCUAUUUACUGCUAUAAGUUCUUGUCAUGAAUACAUUUAAAUGGAAACUUGCUGCAAGUUAUCACAUAAUACACAUUACAGAGUUAUAUUUCAUUAGAACAAGACACUUACAAAGAAACUCCUCCUGAGUGGGGGCUAUCACAAAUUAGCUUUCAUUCUUGAUGAAUUUUCUUUUUAAUGUUGGGGGAAAAAAACUGCACUAGGAAACCUCCUGCAAGUAUGUGUCUUCCAGUUACAUGUAAGUCAAUAGGUGAAAAUAUGUUGAAACCAAGCCAUUCAGCAUUGAUUGAAUGAGUUCCUUGACUCUGACUGACCAUGGGUUGAACAUUACAAUGAAAAAAAAAAAGGGGGCCAGAGGAGCCUCAGAAUAGUACUGAAAAAAAAAAGACAAAGUGCAAGUCAAACAAAUUAACUGGAUUGUGGACUCCACUCAGAAACUUCCAGCAAGAGAAUAGACCUUGUAUUUAUAUGCAUAUCUGUUUUCAUAAUUUUACUAUUAGAUGUCAAUCUGACAUAUUAAUAGAUAUAGGACAGCUAGAUUUGUUAGCCAUUGUGCUCGGCAGUAGGACUUGAAGGACUUUUUUGGGGAAAACUGAAAGUGCAAAGUCACUUUGGUGAAAUUAGAAUUGGGGCGAUCACUUGAAAGUUUUACUCAAACUUCCUAAAAAGGAUUUUUUUUCAUUGCAAUCAGGUGCUAUGAUUGCAAGAAGACUUGACGAAGCCAUGGUAAAGCAUUCUGUCAAUAAUCACCAAGGUUUGUAAUAAUUGAAACAGGUAGGUUAUAUCAUUCAAGUUAAAUUGCCUGAGAGAUUUAAGAAAUGUCAAUGCUGUGAUUGGUCCAGAAUUAUAAAAAUCAGAGUUGCCACCUCACCAUCAAUUGUGAUACUCAUAAUUUGGAAACUAAAACAAGUGAAAUACAAAUUUCCGGUGACAUUACAUAAUGCAUGUAGUUAUCAUGGUAUGCAUUGUAUUUUUACCAAAUUAAUUUUAAUUUCAGAGGUGUUUGCAAAUCAUGAUUUGGAAGAUGAAUACACAACAGAUCCGGUGCUAGACUCACUCAGUGUACAUACUCCACCAUCAGUUGAGUUAAAUGAUGAUAUUCUUGAAGAAGGACUUAAAAAGGUAUCAUUUAUUUCAAAUGAUACACAUUUAAUACAUACUAGCUACUUUGUUUUUGUUCUCCAGGAUUUGUAAUGGAAAUAGAACUGAGAAGAGUCCAAUUCAGUCUGUAAUCAUAAAAAUGAUUCAUGAAAUCAGACAACUGGAAACUGGGACCCGGAUUUGCUAAUCAUGAGUAUAAUUUUGAGACAGAAUUGGACAACACAAAAUCUUGUCACUAAUUAUUAAAAACUAUGACAAAAUUUGAGAAACAAACUAGCCAUUGUUUAUACAUUUUCAUAAGAUGUACUGUCCUAUUACAUAUGCAUGACAUGUAAACUGUUCAAUUACACCAUCCAAUUACAGGCAUGAUGCUUAUGCUGUCCAAUUUGACUGUCCAAUUACAAGCAUGAUGCAUACAUGUAUGCUGUCCUAUUAGUGCUCAAAUUAGACUGGUAAUAGCCAAUCACAUUCUGGAAUUUUCUUAUAGGUUUGAUUUUACCCAAAACUAGUUACAUGUCUGAUGAGUUUGCUCCCAGUAAAGAGGUGUAGAUUCAAUACCCAGUCAUUGUUAGGAUUAUUGAUAUGGAAAAUUUGUGUGACCUCUCUACUGCCUAACAUUGUAACUCACAAUAUUUUCCUUAAUGUUAAUGUAAAUGCUAAGUAGCAAAUUAUCCAUUGCUACAUCCUUUUAUGCCAAUCUGUUUCAGAGAAAAGAACCUAAGAGAAAAGUUACUAAUGAAUAUGUGCCAGCCUUCAGAUCAGGACCUUAUGCUUUGAUUGUGACAUUAUAUCAACAUAAUCAGGUGAUAAUAUUCUUGUAAUGACUGUGUAUAAAGGGCUAUCAUGUAAAGAAUGACACUAAUCCAAAAAAGGAAUGUUUUUUUUAAGCACACUUUUAUGAGAAUGUCACAAAUGAACAGCAACAUACUUAAUGUUGCCACUUAUCAAACAAUCAAUUUUUGAUUGUGAAAACCAAGCAAGGGCUUAAUUGUGGGUUUAAGGUAAGGUCAAUAGACAAACUGAGCAUGUCUACAUAUGGAAGUUAUCUUUAGGUAAUCAACUCGUGGCAAUGGAAAAAUAUAAACCACUUUGAGAUUAAAACUGUUUGAAUGUGUGGCUCUCAGGGCUCUCCUGCACAAGGACAAACAAUGACCAAGUAAACCUAAAUAAUUCCAGAAAAUUCAAAAUAGCUAUGCAGCCAGUUAGAACAUUUUCCUCAGUUAGUCUACUUCAAGGUGGAAUGAACUGUAAUAGAAACUUUCCAUAUGAGAUAAGUUUGAAUUUCCCAUAGUGGUGUCAAAUUUCCUGGAAUGAUGUUCUAAACAUGUAACAAGAAGCAGUUUGUACACUACUUUGGUUACUCUCUCUGCGACUGGUUAGCCUUAUUUAAGUGCAAUAUGUUUGGAUUGAUGCACAGUCAAGAGACAAAGGCUGUUUUUGCAUUUAUUCAAGCUGAUUCUUGCUCCAUUUUAUGUUUAGAGACUUAACAAUCCAGGAUACAUGACAAGAGCUGAGCUUCAGAGGGAAGCACAGUCACUCUGUGAUGCUUCCUUUACAAAGGUAAAAUACUUUUUCCUAGUGCACCAAAAGCUCUGUUUUUUGUAGCAUAACCAAGAGUUUGUUUUGGGGUAGUCAAAGUGAUGUGUAAAUUCUUUUUGUAAAACUUUGCGUUUUGUUCUACAACUUUGUAUGUUCUCAACAGAUGACAAACAUCUUUUACAACAAAAUAUUAUUUUGUUAUAAAAGAUGUACACUGAAAGUGCUACAAUUCAAUUUGUUAGCACAAAGUCAAACAUAUUAAGGAUUGUCAGCAACCGACUUACAACAAAAAUCAGAUCAGAGAACUCUGUAAAUGGAGAGUCCAUCUAUGGAAAGGAAAAUAAAAUAAGUGUGGAUGACUCUUUUUUGAUCUGCAGAAGCUCAACCUCUAUCCCAAUUAUAAUAAAAGAUGUAUCUGGUCAUAAAAAAAAGCAAAGACUCCAACACAAGGCUGUUAUUUGGAAAAUAUCCACAGGCUAAGAGCUCAGGAAACUUUAAAUGAUUUACUCUUGGUAUUUAAUAUUCCCAAAGAAUGUGUUUUCUGCAAAUAAUGCUUUAAAUAUGAAUCAUGUUUUGGAGAACAAGCUGGCAAAGCAACACAACAGACAGAGGCUUGUUUUGGGAUCAGACAGUUUAUUCAAUGUACAUAUCCUACGUAAAUAAAAGACUAGAUUAUUACAUCAAAGGUGUGUGAUGGAUACACUAAAACAACUGUCCAGUGAUCAAGAAAAAUGACAAUAACUAAUGAAAAAUGAAUUUGAAAGCAAUCUUCUCAGAAAUGAACACUGCUUAAACAGUUGUGAAAAUAAGACCUGAAAAAAAUUCAGCCUGUUCACAUAUAUGAUUUUCAUAUAUUUACAGUCACAAAUGAAAUAUAGAAAAUAUUACAAAUGUCUAUGGUGUGGGUGGGAGGGAAACUAAAUCUACCUCAGAAGCAGAAAUAAACUGGUUACAUGCUUGCUUAAUUGCAAGUUACAUGUGUGCAGAUGCCUGAGCAGUAAUAUACUUAAGUAAUUUGGCAAUUAACAAGCAUCAACGUGGUGCAUAUCCAAGCUAUAUCCAAGUCUUGUGACUUGUAUGCUGAACAAAUUGCUCGAUCUUAAGGAAAGGACUAAUAUGUAAACUGCUUGUACCCAGUCUAGACCUCUCAGUUACUGAUUUCUAGAUUCAUGUUAAUAGAGAUUGAUAUUCCCAAAAAUAAAAGGAUAGGUCCUAUACCAAGACUAUAAGAUUUACCUUUCGUCAGUUGUAUUUAAAGGUGCUAAAACUUUGACUAUAGACACCUUCAUUUUAAAACAAAAACUCCAUAACUCAACAGCACACAAAACCACAAUGCACAGAUCAUAAAUAGUAUCUCCUCUGGUUAUCUUAAAAAAAAAUGUGUAGUAAGAUUCUAAAUCUGAAGUGUGUAAAAUGAAUUUACUCUAGCCUGACCCGGGCAGUCAUUACACAGCAUGGUCUUCUAUGUCAACACUGAUCAAAAAAGGUUUUAUUACCAAGACAAGCAAUCCUGCCAGGUAAGAACCUGAUGUGUCAUGCUAUACACAACCUUGUGAAAAACUUUUGAGAAGUGUUUUUGUCCUGCUAAGAGUUGUAUGUAUUUUCAUGUUCGACAUCUAUUGAAGUAGUCUUGGGCAUAACAGAAUACUGUGAACCACACAUGUGCUUCAGUUACUUGGAAAAAUCCAAACUUUGGUGUUUUUGAUAAGCAUGACACUAAAAUCUGACUUUCAUUACAUACUCUGUAAUGAUAAUGAGGCAUGCUUUCUUUUCUGGUACAUUUGUAGAUAUUCCAUCACUGAUCAGGGCUGCAUUCUAGCCCAGAAGUUGGAGAGGGUGAACGGUGACAGGUUGUCAAUGGUGUCAUCGCACUUCACUGCAAGUAUUACUUCUAAAUUAGCCUCUUCUGCUUUAGUUGACACAAAAUCUGGCAAUAAACUAAGUGCAUCCAUCAGAAGUGUUGUAUCAACAUCAAAGCCAAAUGUUGAGUGCAAACAAAUAGACCUCUGUGCUGCUUCUGCAAGGGGCCUUGAAGGAUUUACAAGCAUAGUUGAAAAAAAGGAAUUAAAUCCCAAGAGGUAUGUCAAUUCAGCAAGGCUUACCUUGGAACCAUAAAUUAUUUGUGGUUUGCCAUGUUUCAAACUUUUUACUUACAAUUACUCAAUCAGCAUACAGUGUUACUGUGAAUUUUUGCUGGCAUUGCAUUAGGGACUGUUAUGCAAUUUGUUUUGUUGACUAGAGAAUCAGUAAAAUCCAUUUGAUUUACUUUGCAUGAUAUCUUCCUCACUGCUGCAGAAAUAGGUAAUAAUAGACUUCUCUUGUAUUUGCAUGGUGAAAAUUUUCAUUCUGUAAAAAACAUAGGCAUGCAAAACACUUUUUCCUUUGACAAAUUUCUUUUGGAUUAUUCAUCAAGAAUAAUCAACAUGAUAAAUAGCAAAAAUAAUGACAAUGGAAACAUUGAAAAAAGCUGUCAGUAUAGAUUUUGGAUAUGAUAUAUAUUUUGAGUAUCAAUUAGGUAACUUGAGACGAAAAACAUAUUUCUCUUGAUACAGGUUGUAUUUGAUGUACCUUGACAUAAGUGGGAUGAGUUAAAAAAAAAAAUUAAAAGCUUUCAAUGUAACUGGUCCCUUUCAUCCCUGGUCUCUUUCACAGACUUGCUAAGGCUGACUUCAACCUUGAUCCAGGUUUUGUGCUAAGACCAGGUUUGUUUCACAAGAAAUGUUUGUCAAAGUACAACAAGUGGUGUGCUGCUUAAAUGAUAGAAGAGAUCAAAGAAAUGGUAUUGACUCUUUGACGCCUGAGAAUGACUAGCAUCUUAUGUCUCUUCACAAUAUCAGCCCUGAAUCACUCAUUAAGGUGACGAAAAUAAAGGAAAUGAUUACCAACUGAAGUUUUUAACAAAGUUUCCUGGUCUGCACCUUAGGAAAUGUAUAGAGAUCAGUAUGGAGAAUAUGCAUAUUGAUGAUUGGGUCUAAAGGGUUAAGGCAAUUAGUUAUUUUAAGGCGACAUGCUGUAUAAUUAAUAAUUAGCAUCAAGCGAGAAAACUACAAACUCCAGACCAUAUUACAUUUCCACUGAUUUACCAAAUUUACAAGGAAAGUUGUUAAUAAAGAAAUGAAGCAACUAAAUCGUUAAAAUGAGUAAUGAAUUAAACUUUAUUCUUUAAUUGAUUUUGUUUUCGUAGGAACGUUCGAUGUUAUAUUGUGUGUAGAUGUGAAUGAGACAACGUCAGGAGAAGCCAAGUCGAGAAAAGAUGCUCUUAUUCCGGAACUUAAGAACAAUGGUACUUGAUCCUAUUUUAUCUUGCGGUGUAUCACUCUUUUAAGAUUGGCUCGCAUGAAGUGUUUCGCAGAAAAAGAGAGAGAGAGAGAUGAAUAAUAAUUGGUUAAAAAGGUGUAAUACAGUCUACAGAAACCUUGACGAGUAUAAGUCAGGGACACGCAGCGCCCAAAAGCUGUCGAAGACGUGUUCAUAUCUCAACGGCUUAAGAGCAUGUUUAGCAUCUUCAGCAUACUUGUUAAAUUGCUUGAACGAGUUUCUUUGAAACAACUCGCCACUCUAUUUCUAAAAGUGAGUAUUUAACGAUAGAAAUUUGAAUUUUUUCCUCAGGAGUACAGUUUGAUGUGCGCAAACUGCAGCUCGGAGACUUCCUCUGGGUGGCUCGUGAAAGAACUGUUCCAACACCAGGUAUGUGUAAAACAGCUUUUCUUAAUGUUCCUCGACAAUGGAUGAAUACAUCUCUUAUAUUUGCGUUUUGCUGCGAAAUUCAAGGUUGUUUGUCAGUACCUGUGGCUCGAGAACUUAUCCUGGAUUACAUUGUGGAAAGGAAAAGAAUGGAUGAUCUCUGUGGAAGUAUCAUCGACGGUCGUUUCCACGAGCAAAAGGUAAUUAAGCUUAAACGUAAUCUUCACCUCUAAGGUAUCGUGAAAAAUGAAUUUUUCUCUCUUGACUGUUUUAGUUUCGACUUCGCCAUUGUGGUCUCAGACACCCAAUUUACCUGGUGGAGGAUUUUGGCUCAAUUCAGCACAUGAGUCUACCGGAGAGCACAUUGCUUCAAGCUAUUGUUAACACGCAGGUUUGUAACAAAAUCACUUGUUUGAACCCAAAGAUAACAGUGACUGAUGUACCCUACAGGUGUCAGUGACAGUGACUGUUGUUGUGACAACCUGAGUCAUCAUAGUCUAGUGAGGAAUUACAAGCUGUCAAGUGUUAUAAACUAGCUAUAAACUUGGUUUGUGAACGUUGCUGUGAUUAUCAUCGUCAUCAUAACUGUAAUAAUGAUAAUGAUUAUACACUUUAUUAUUUAUCUUAAAAGUAUCUAGGUAUUAUUUAUGAGGAUACUAUCUCUCUUUAGGUGGUAGAUGGCUUUUUUGUGAAGCGGACACGUGAUUUGAAAGAGAGUGUUGCAUAUUUAACAGUCAUGACUCGCUAUCUGCAAAAAUUUUACACAGUAAGUACCAACUUUACCUCGCUCCCUCGGCCAGUUUAGCAUCAGAAACACAACUGCAGUGUGUAUCAGUUUUGAAACGGCUAAAACUGAUCUUCAAAACUACUUCAUAGAGAAUUUAAAACAAAAAAAACAAAAAAAUUCCUCUAGUAGACUCUUUCAGUAGACUUGAUCUACUCUAAAAUUUAAUUUCUCUGUUGAAUCAAAGAUUAGAGAGUUACAGCACAAGUUAUUAAAUGAUGCAAUUUUCGCAGCUGAGAAGUUAUUCUGUUUUAAAAUGAUUGUGUCGCCUAUAUGCACCUUUAGUUAGAAGGAGGUUGGAUCCCUGGAGCAUUUAAUUUUUUCACUGGGACAUAUCAAGAGGUUUGGCGAGCUCCCUCUUCUUUACAAAUAAAUCAAAAAAUAUGCAAGGAAACUUCAACACAUUCAUAUUUUAUUCGGUGUAUUUGAUAACAGUGAAGAUUUCUCAAUUUUGAACCGUUUGGUAAUUAUGGGUAAGUUUUUUUACCUAUAAUUGUAAAUUUGAUAAAAAUAAUCCAUCAGUAGAAAUUUUUUAGUAAAGAUUAAAAGUGCGUUGAGAAAAAAAUUGCAACCAAGAGUGAUAAACUUUAUAAGCACUACAAAAAUAAUGGGAAAAACUAUUACCUUAUGUGCAUAGAACAUGGGAGAUGUGUUGUUAGAAAAAAGAUGUGUUAGCAUAUUGAACUGUGUUAUUUGAAUGUUAAAGAAAGUAAAAAAUUACGAAAAAAAUCAGAAACACAACGACAAGGAUUGAUCUUAGAAGGUGAUUCCUCAGUACCGCACUGCGCAUCCUGUACAGCAUGUAAUGAGGCUAAUGAGCGAGAACAUGGUAUUGUUUUGUUUUGUUUUGUUUGGACGAGGUGUGCAAAUUAUCCCCUUUAAAUAAAAAAAAAUUUAAAUAUGGUUAUCGGAAGGAAAAGAGAUAUGGCUAAAAGCGUGCACGAGGCUCUUACAUGAGGAUGUAAAUCACAAUCUUAAAAGCAACGACUCAAAGAAAAUUUUGAGUGAUUUUUCCACAAGUUAUAAAUCAACUUGUGUUAUUAGCUCAAGACUUUCUAUCUAUCAAAAUAUUUUAAAAGCCCCUGGUUGUAGUUACCGCAGAAUGUACAAUGAUGAUAUAAGGUGCGUGAUCAGUACCACAACAGUUACAAAUUUUAGUAAGAUUAGCCCAUAUCUUUUCAGCAAGCACGGUGACUUAUCUUUUUUAUUGUAGUUUGUGCAACAGAGAUUGGUCGAGAACAUUUACGUGUCACCCGUUAGCGCUUGUAGAUGCACCCAACGAGAACAAAUAAUUUAUUUCAGUAUAUUUUAUGCAACAGUUGAAACUGUUUUCACGCUUUUGACGCGGAUACGAAUUUAGGAUCCAGUCUUAGAUAGUGCAGUCCGAGUUAUGCAAUUCUAUUUUUCUCCAUUAGCCUAUGUCGUUCAUUUUCUCUUCAGAAUAAAACUCUUGUCAGCUGUCAUCCAGGAGGCCUGGAGGAAGCGCGUUUAAACAACGAUAAGGAAGGAACUAAAAUGUACCUCAUGAAUUUCCCCGUGUUCAAUGAUUCAACUGUCAAAAAUAAGGUAACAAGAAUCAUCUUCAUUUCCAUUAGACUAACCUCUUUAGACUAUAUUCGGUCUUUAUAAAGAGAUAAAAGCAAACAAAAAAUUAUAGAGAAGGUUACUGCCAGUCUUACUGCAGAAAGCGAGUAUGGUCGAGGGUGUAAUGAUAAAGGGACAAAAUUUUGCGUUUCUAAUAUCGUUAUUUACAUACAAAUAGAUGUUAUGUGUAGGUGAGUUGGCUUUCCCCGUGCUUACUUCAGGUGAUGACAGUGAGUGAAGUGUUUGCCAAGCAGCUUAUGCAGCUGAGUGGAGUGUCUCCUGACAAGGCUGCUGCAAUACUGGACAAGUAUCCCACGCCUAAAAGGUGAUGCAUGUGGAAUGACUUGGCACUCUCUGAAACUCUUAAAUUGUGCUCAAGCCCUCUAUCAGUAAGCAAGAGGUUUCAUUUGGAAAGAUCCUUUUUACAGAAAUGCGUGUAAGAGAUAAGCCUUGAUGGAUAAAAUAAUGGAGUUCUCGAGUAUUAUGGAACAAAGUUUUCCCAAGUGUGGCAUUGAAAAGAAGCUACAAAAAAUGUAACGCAACAUCGUAUUCCGAUUUUUAGUUUGUUUAAUGCAUACAAGGUACAGAAGAGUGUGGAAGACAAGGAAUUGCUCCUCUCUGUGCUGAAAUGCGGUGAAAAUCAAAGGUAAAUGAUAAAUCAUCUGACAAAACAUGUGACGGACGUUCUUACACAACAAUCAGAAUGAACGUGUUAGUAGUAUUGUAGGGUGGAGGUAUGAAAUAUAAAAAUGUAAAAAUGACAAAACAUGGGACGGACGUUCUUACACAACAAUCAGAAUGAACGUGUUAGUAGUAUUGCAGGGUGGAGGUAUGAAAUAUAAAAAUGUAAAAUCAUUAUGAAUACUACAAAUAUUGAAACUGCAGGUAUAGAUACAUCUUCGCAUGAUUUGCUUUUGUUACUGAACCAUCAGAAUUCCUUUUUCUAAUUUUUACGGCAGACAAGACAUAUUAAAUAGUGCGGUUCAGUGUGAUACAUCAGUGGUUCUUUGAUAUACUCGGCUUUUUAUCCCUUUCAUUUACACUUUCUUAUUUUGUUUGUUUGUUUGUUUGUUUUUGUUUUUGUUUUUGUUUUUGUUUUUGUUUUUUCUAAGCUCUCCACCUUGCUACUCACAAGAUUUGCUCUCGGUUGCCCCGAGUUCAACGCCUUGGCUGCACCUUGUAUAUAGCCAAUUAGUCUGUCCCCGGCCAGUUGGGAUUUUUAAACACUGGGUUUAUUUACAAUGUUUUCUUCAAUUUGUUUGCAGUGGUCAAUUUGUUUAUAUUUUUACUACUAUUAUUAAUGUUUGUCUUUCAUGACCUUUAUUUCCUAGGCCUAUGAAAAUCUUAUAGCAAUGUACCAGUCUAAUAAUUUCGAAUGUCACCUAAUUGCAGGACGUUAGGACCGUCUCUGAGUAGACUGAUUUAUCAGCUGUUCUGUUUGCCCUCCCUGUGUUAACAAUUGAGGUGGAAUAUCAGAUGUUAGGGAGCUGGUUUCUCCUUUUUCUUCCUCUAUGUGUAACUAGAACAGACAAGUUGUGCAGAUUGGGCAUCCGCGGAUGGAAAUUGUUACUGAUAUUACAGUUAGAUAAACCUCAAUUCUGUUCCAUAUCAUCUUUGUGCUAAUUUACAUUGUAUGGCAGCUUAAAUCCUUACAUGUUAGAAAUGUUAGAAUAUUAUAGGGUCAAGAACAUACUCUGUGUUCUUUGGUCUCAAUAAAAAAAUCUGUCUAGGUUAACCCCGUGUUGAU
Molecule: messenger RNA, 12443 nt
Organism: Pocillopora meandrina
Lineage: Eukaryota; Metazoa; Cnidaria; Anthozoa; Scleractinia; Pocilloporidae
Source: the annotation of a GenBank genome assembly